AGAUCCUAUUUGGAAGAAGGCAGGGUAGUAGAAAAUAAACACGCAUAAAUAGAGUAUGUAAGUAUUCUGUGAGCGGUGGCAAGUAAACCAAGCAGUUCCCAGAAGGGAAAACAAAAGUGAGAGAAUUGCAUUCAAAAAUGAAAAAGUCGAGGUGAUAAAAGUGCCCAAAGCGUUUUGAACUGUCUUAGAACUUUCUGAAAACUUGGACCAAGAAAUUUUAUCACAAGAAAGGAGAAACUGAGAAUGAAAAACAUAAUACUUCGAAUGUCGUGAGUUUUCAUCGAUGGUAUUCAUGGCUGUCAUCCCCGAAUCUAGACCCAAAGUUCCAGAUUUUGCUCAAUUUAAGACACACCUCUUUGAACUUAAACUUGCGAGAAAGCAAUCCAGAUCGCCUCUCCCCCAUGUGCUGGUACUCUCCUACCCAUUAUCCUUCUAAAAUAGACAUUUUGAGACAAUGUACUGAUGCGCCAUUUCCAUCCUAUCGGGGUUCUCGGCUUUGACAUUCAAAAGGGGGCUGGAGGAGCGGUACCUCGGGCGCUCGGCGGUGAGCGUCCUUUAAAGCCGCCGCCAGCCAGCGCCGCUGUAACCCCGCGCACCGGCCGGUCGCCGGUUCCUGCCCCUUUCAAUCUGCGCCGACGCGGCGGCGGAUCCCGGGGACUCCCCGCGCCGGGAAUCUCCCGCCAGCUGUGCGCUGCGUCCCGACGACGGCAGGAGCACGUGGAGCGGCCGGGUAGCCAGAGCGGCAGCUCCAGCCCAGCCCAGCUCGGCGGCAAGAUGGAAGAUAUCAAACCAGAUGUGGAACUAAAAAGCACUCAGGAGCAAUCUGUGGCCACAGGUCCAGUGAUUUUGAAUGACUACAAUUUAACCAAACCUCAUGAAACAGAAAAUGUGGAUAGUGCAGAAGGCCCAACAAAUGAAGAUGAAGAUAUAGGAGAUGAUUCAAUGAAAGUGAAAGAUGAAUACAGUGAAAGGGAUGAGAAUGUUUUAAAGCCAGAGCCCAUGGGAAAUGCAGAAGAGCCUGAAAUCCCUUACAGCUAUUCAAGAGAAUAUAAUGAAUAUGAAAACAUUAAGUUGGAAAGACAUGUUGUCUCGUAUGAUAGUAGCAGGCCAACCAGUGGCAAGAUGAACUGCGAUGUGUGUGGAUUAUCCUGCAUUAGCUUCAAUGUCUUAAUGGUUCAUAAGCGGAGCCAUACUGGUGAACGCCCAUUCCAGUGUAAUCAGUGUGGGGCAUCUUUUACUCAGAAAGGUAACCUCCUCCGCCACAUUAAACUGCACACAGGGGAAAAACCUUUUAAGUGUCACCUCUGCAACUACGCAUGCCAGAGAAGAGAUGCACUCACAGGUCAUCUUAGGACACAUUCUGUUGAGAAACCCUAUAAAUGUGAGUUUUGCGGAAGGAGUUACAAGCAGAGAAGUUCCCUUGAGGAGCACAAGGAACGCUGCCGUACAUUUCUUCAGAGCACUGACCUGGGUGAGACUGCAAGUGUGGAGGCAAGACACAUCAAAGCAGAGAUGGGAAGUGAAAGAGCUCUCGUUCUGGACAGAUUAGCAAGCAAUGUGGCAAAACGAAAAAGCUCAAUGCCUCAGAAAUUCAUUGGUGACAAGCGCCACUGCUUUGAUGUCAACUAUAAUCCCAGCUAUAUGUACGAGAAGGAGAGUGAGAUAAUACAGACCCGAAUGAUGGACCAAGCCAUCAAUAACGCCAUCAGCUAUCUCGGUGCCGAAGCCCUGCGCCCCUUAGUCCAGACACCACCUGCUCCCACAUCAGAGAUGGUGCCAGUUAUCAGCAGCAUGUAUCCCAUAGCCCUCACCCGUGCUGAGAUGCCGAAUGGUGCUCCCCAAGACCUGGAAAAGAAGAGCAUCCACCUGUCAGAGAAGGGCCUGCCUUCUGAAAGAGGCCUUUCCCCCAAUAAUAGUGGCCAUGACUCCACGGACACUGACAGCAACCAUGAAGAACGCCAGAAUCACACUUACCAGCAAAAUCACAUGGUCCCUCCUCGAGUCCGCAAUGGGAUGCCACUUCUGAAGGAGGUCCCCCGCUCUUAUGAACUCCUCAAGCCCCCACCCAUCUGCCCAAGAGACUCCAUCAAAGUGAUCAACAAAGAAGGAGAGGUGAUGGAUGUGUAUCGGUGUGACCACUGUCGAGUCCUCUUCCUGGAUUAUGUGAUGUUCACUAUUCACAUGGGUUGCCACGGCUUUCGUGACCCUUUUGAGUGUAACAUGUGUGGAUAUCGAAGCCAUGAUCGGUAUGAGUUCUCGUCUCACAUUGCCAGAGGAGAACACAGAGCCACACUGAAGUGAACAUCUGGUCCCAGAGAUGAUUUGCGCCUGAGCAUUGAACAUCAUUCUUAAAAACUGAUAAAUCACUCUCAAAAUAAACUCAGUUCCAAGCUCCUUUCCGUACCAUUUUUAGCAUCCAAAGGGUCAUAUUCACAUGGGCAACAGAGAAACGCUGAGUUCAUUCAGAAAUUGUUUGCAGAUAUGUCAUGUUACUACUUUUGUGAAACUUUUGUUUUCCCAUCAAGGACUUGAAUUUUAUAUUUAAAAGCCAAUGAAGUAUUUAGUCAUUAUCUUUUGCAGCAACAGAGCAGGCCUUCCUUGGAGUUUGUUGUGAGUCAGAAGAAUCCCCUGGUUGUGCUGCAUGAGACAUUCUUUCUGAGAUUCAUCAGCCAUAUGUGGAAAAGCCUUUUGGUCAUAUGCCCAGGACCACAGAGAAGAAGAGCUGACCAGCUGACCUUGCUGGGAAGCCUUGCCUUUCUGCACUUAACACAAGGCUGAAGGGUUAGGAUAUAAUCUCCCCAUUCCAAAUUAUAGUCUAUUAAUAAGGAAAAGAACAGCAAUAAGAUAAGCAUCUGUUACCAAUAACUGAAGACCCCAGUCUCCGAGCAUCAGAUCCAUUUCUUAUCACACAAACCAAAAAAGAAGAAGUCAUCUGAUGAUACUUCUGCUUCUACCCUUUACCCUCCCAUCUCCAAUUAAAAGCUGCUUUGGGCUAAACCAGUCGUCUAUAGGGGAAAUUCUAUACCAGGAGACCCAAUGGUUUUAAAUAUAGACUAUCAUUGAAACUCCAGGAAGUUGUCCACUGUGGUGACGGCAUCCAUUUCUUGUAAUCAAGACUGGCAGAACUGGGCUCUGAAGGGUGAAAUGCUUCAGCACCACCACCCGGGGGAAAAAAAACCCAGCUACCUGAAGUUCUUGGUCUCUUUCAUGGAGUAUCGGUGUACAGACCCAAAGCAAACUCGCCAAAGAUUUUUUUGACAAAAAAUACCAGAAAGUCCAAAAAGUGUGACUUAGUGUCCCCUUCCCCACAGGAGAGGAAUCAGGGACAGAUGCCAUGAGUGCUGUUUAGAUCAGAGCUGAACUUCAUGAUGGGGUGAGGAGGGGAGCACCUCUGCGGACAGGUUCUCCUCCAUCAGACAGGUUGGGGUUUUCCCCCCGGUUUUCAGUGGAGUUGCUGUGUCCCACAAAGAUUCCUGAAAGUCUAAUCUUGGUUCUGCAGAUGUAUCAGUCAUCUUACCGUGAGUUAUGGGACAUGCUAUCAAGGAAGAGCACUGUGAUAACUACAAAAUUAGCGCUGGAAUAGGGGUCACAAAAUCGGUUUGCUAAUUCCAUGUUUGCCACUAACUAGUUGUAUGACUUUGGGCAGACCACUUAAUUCUUAAGACUGUUUCCUCAACCGUAAAAUAAGAGUUGAAUUCAGACAUUCUGUAAGGUCCCUUCCAGCUUUACAUUUAUGUGAUUAUGCAGUAACCACAGUUAACUUUUAAGCCUCUUAAUGUAUGGAUAUUAAGCAGAAGAGUAUGUAUAUGAAUUAUCUGUUUCACAUUUCUUUGGUGUGAAAAUGGUAGCUGUUGUUAAGUUUUUCCUUUAACCACUGAGUUGUGAAUGUGAAGAGGAUGGUGGGGAGGAACAAAAAACAGGAAGGUAUUUUGAUCUUGCCCCAAAGUGUACACACAAACUGGCACCUGCAGCUGCUUGCCAAAGGCUUUUUUUUUUUUUUUUCCCCUUUUUAAGAACUUCUGUUAGGGAAAAUAAAUUCUGCUUCAAGGGACAACUUCAUGGAGCCUAUUUACAAAUUAAGAGUCAGCUUUGUGAACAUUUCUACCAGAGCCAAGAAUCCCAAAUUCCUAGCAGAUUAGUGUUUUAUGUAUCUGCCUUGAUAUUUCGAAAGGGCUCACGCAUUAGGUUCAAACUCAACUCGUUCAUGUGCUGCCAGUAAUUAAAAUGUUCCACCUCAGACUGCACAAAUGGCUUAUCCUUCUUUGUAGCAUGGCGUCUGUCUCAGGAAAAAAGAUUUUGUGAAAUUCCAUGGCAACAGUCCCAACAUGUUUGAGAUUUCAGCUAAAAGACUAGCUGUAUUUCAGUGUGUAGUCUUCAGUGUAUCACUGUAUUUCCGUAAUCGUAGGCUCCAAGCCAUGCCAGGUUGCUUAUACCCAUUGUGAAAGAGGAGCUGCUUAUUAUAUUCUUAAAACAUCACACAUCCUGUUGACUCUUCAGCAGACAAAAGAAAGAGAAUUUGGAAGCAAGGACUAGUAGGAAAGAAAGCUAGGGAAACCAAGCAUUUCCACCAGAUUAGUGGGAAAGUCUGCUGAAGAGACCAUCUUUUGCACCUUAAGAUAGUGAAACUAAGGACCAUCCCACUAACCUGGGGACUCUUUGUAGAUAUGACCCUCAUUUUCCCUGUGACUAAUAGAUUUUCUGAAUGAUUUCCAUUCUUCUGAGGUCAGUUUUCUGAGUGGGGUGACCACUCACAAAGGCUGCACUUUCAUUGUAGCAUUCUGAGUCUAGGUUGAGGCAUGUCAAGUCUAGAGAAAAUUUUUAUGUGGAAACUCCACAUUCUUAAAGUUGAACCAGGUGGUAUAUAGUGGUUACCACCUCAAAGGUAAACACUUCUGUAGGUACUCUUUAUACUAAUUAACGCCCUCCUCCCCCCAACUUGCUGGGUGGGUGAAGGAGAAUCUUAGCAAGAUACCUAGAGAGAAGGGCGGGAUCGGGAUUCACAUCUGACCCUCUUGGAAACUGAAUUCGUGUAGCAGCUUCAGGCAGCACAUUUACUUUCUCAGCCAGAGUCCCUGUGAACGUGAGCCUUGUAGGUCUUCUCUCCUUCAUUUCCCACCAACCCUCUUAUUAGGCAGGCCUACCACCACGUACCCAGGAGGCCACAAUUGGAGAAACAACCAAACCCAUGAAGAGUUCCCUUGCAGCCAAGGUGACAGAAUCUGGGUGAGGGUAGAGAAGGAAGAGAACUGGCUCUCCAGGUGGUCCUUCUCACUGUUUGGAGUGUUGCGUAGGUAUUUUCUACUGGCCCAGAACUAAAUAGAAGUGUCUCCUCCAUGACCCCCGCCACCAGGAAAAAAAAAAUAUUAAUAAACCCACCAGUGUUUAGAUUCCUUAAGUCAUUCUCCCAAAAAGAGAUCUGCCUUGACAUAGAUAAGCUAGCUAAUCUUAUACUAUGUUACCCAUUCUGAGCUUUUCCUGACAGCUUUUGACUUUGUCAGUGACAGAACUUAUUACCUUUUGAAUGCAGCUCUUAACAUUUUGCUAGCCCGUAAUCAUUAGGCCCAGAUAUAAAAUGACCCCAGAUUUCUCUUGGAAAGAGAAAUGUUUAAAAACACAAAAUUGUACUCAGUUGAAACACUGUGUUCUUAACAAAUCUCACAUCAACAUGAAGUUUUUCCAAACAGCCUCUGUGUCACUCUUCUUAUUCUCCAACUCUGCUUUAUACACCCCCUCCUUCCCUCCCCCCUCCCCGCUAAAUGGGAGGUUUAGAAUAUUUUAAGGGAAAAAGCAGUACUUCUGAUAUAUAUCCCAGGGCAGGCAAUAAGGCCGUAAUGGAUACGUUAAAUGUUAAAUUUUUUAAGUCCUAGCUUUAAAGUAUAUCCCACUGAGAAUAGGUCUCUGGUGGAGAUUUGGAAACUCCGGGGGGCCAGCCCAAUGAUGCAGCAGUUAAGUUCGCACAUUCCACUUCAGCGGCCCGGGGUUCGCCGGUUUGGAUCUCGGGUGCGGACUUGGCACCGCUUGACAAGCCAUGCUGUGGCAGGCAUCCCACAUAUAAAGUGGAGGAAGAUGGGCACGGAUGUUAGCUCAGGGCCAGUCUUCCUCAACAAGAAGAGGAGGAUUGACAGCAGGUGUUAUCUCAGGGCUAAUCUUCCUCAAAAAUAAAAGAGACUCCAGGACACAAGAUUUGAGUCCUCAGUGAUGUCCAAGUUCUUUCACAAAGACUCAGAAUUAGGACUUGUGAGCUCAAGGAGAGAAAAGAAAAUGGAGUGACGAAAAUUUUGUCCUAGAAAAUAGCAUCAGGCUGUGCAGAAGAGAAGAGAUCUACAGUGAUAUCUCAUCUUUUAAAGAAUCGGGAGCUGUUUUUGUGCUCAAACAGAAGUAUAGUUCAGAGAAUCGCUAUAAGCAGAGUUCAGAAAAGCAGAAUGAUUUGGGAUUUAAGUGCCUGUAAAGAGGACAAUUUUGACCUGAAACCAAAGGUUAAACCUGAGCCAUCCUAGCAAUAGCACUCUGUUCUCUAAGGCCGAAAGACUGAACGGUUCUGAGAAGGAUCACGAACCCAGGGCUAGGGACUGCUGCCUCUAAGGACUGUGGACUUGCAAGAGCCUAGAAGAGAGGUGUAGGCUUUACACUUUUCUGAGUUCUUAACACAAGACUGUACCUCUGUGUACCCAAGCUGUAUAUAGUCUGGACCCCAGCAUGCCAUCAAUAUGAUAAAAAGGUCUUUGCACUUUGAAGAAGUUAGAUGCAAGUUUCCUCUGACUAUUACAAUAGUGGACUGUCUUAUACAUUGAUAUUAAGUUGUUAUUUGAAACUGGAAUGUUAAUGUUUUCAUUAAACAAUGUAAGGUCAUAACAAUGUCUACCUCCCAAGGAUGUUGUGAGGUUUUAUGUAAUUUUGUCUAUUGAGUAACGUUAUGUUUUUUGAGGGGGGAGGGGGGAAAUUAUGUUGGAUGGUUGCAAAUUUUCCACUAUAUAUACUGUAUUUAGAUUUAAAGACAUGGAAAAUAUUCAAGACCAUACUAGGACCAUAAGAGUCAUUCAGCUGCCAGUGGAGGCAACUGAUCUCUAACACGCAGUUUCCUUCAUUUUUUUUUAAUGCAUAAGAGUAGAGAACAUGCUGAGCCUUAGAACCAAUGUGAGUUAACCACAUGCUACAGAUACUUCACGGCUUUGCAGCCAGGGAAGUAGAAUAGUUUUGCUCCCCUACUGUCCUAUGAGCCCUCAACCAUUAAUUUCCCAAGCAACUUAGAGUUUCCUGAAAUGGUCUUCACUGUCCAUCUUUCCAUUGACCUCCCUCUAGAAAGCCUGGAGAGCAGUCCCAUGAUGCCACCCACCUUCUCCCAAGCCAAUUCGGUGCAUCUGUGGGGCCUACUCCAUACUCUGAACGUAACUGCAGCUUUGCUUACCCCUCUCCUAAAAAGACUGAGAAGAAACACUUUAACAUGUUAGGAAAAUGAGGCAGCCUGAAAAAUGACUGAUCCCAUUGCCAGUGACUCAUUCAUACAAGGACUUUUCCAGGUUAGCAGACAAGGCCCUUUUUGGUAGGACCGCUUCUGUGAGUUCACAGAAACCAAAUUACUGUGGGUUGCAAAGAAUUAGCAGGUCAUUUGAAAAGCAGACAUCCCUUCACCCAGACUGUGGUUUUGUAUGCUCAAGUUCUCAGUCUGUGAGCUUUGAAGGAUCAUUUUGGCUACUGGAAAAACCAUAGCUUAUUUUUAAUUUCUGGUUGCCAAAGCCACCACACGUGUGGUCUGUGGAUGACCCUUGUCUGCAGAAUGAUGGGGUGGGGGGAGGAGGGGAACGUGGUUUGGGGCUCAGGGUGGCCUUCCCACCAGGAGAGAGGGAGGGAGCCCUUGCCGAGCGGUUUUGACACAGCCUGUGCUCACAGCACUCUCAUCUGGAUUUCCCAGAAAUGCCCUCCCUGCCCAGCAAUGACCUUCCCUCCUGAAUUCUCUGAGUUUUACCUGGAGUCCAAUCAUUUGGAGCACUGUAAGGUACCCUACUCAUCUGUAAAGACUGUUUAAAAAGUCAGCUUCUGAAAUGUAGCAAUAAUGAGUGCAUCCUCGCGUCAAAAACAACCCUGCUGAUAGUUUUCAAGGUUUCUUUAUCAUGUUUGAUUUUUACACUGAAAAAUAAAAAAAAUUGGUGUGUUUAAAAUUA
Equus caballus (horse) is the source of this 8159-nucleotide messenger RNA. RefSeq names its product IKAROS family zinc finger 3 (gene IKZF3). Gene Ontology annotation, cellular component: nucleus. Lineage: Eukaryota; Metazoa; Chordata; Mammalia; Perissodactyla; Equidae. The record is from RefSeq and is a predicted model, not a curated record. Gene Ontology annotation, biological process: regulation of transcription by RNA polymerase II. Gene Ontology annotation, molecular function: DNA-binding transcription factor activity; RNA polymerase II cis-regulatory region sequence-specific DNA binding.